Messenger RNA from Camponotus floridanus (Florida carpenter ant), 1044 nucleotides. RefSeq names its product ras-related protein Rab-2 (gene Rab2). Gene Ontology annotation, molecular function: GTP binding; GTPase activity. The transcript is spliced from 4 exons. NCBI's taxonomy places the organism in Eukaryota, Metazoa, Arthropoda, Insecta, Hymenoptera, Formicidae. Gene Ontology annotation, cellular component: Golgi apparatus. The record is from RefSeq and is a predicted model, not a curated record. The coding region runs from base 146 to 790 and encodes 214 amino acids.
AGCCUCGCCGAGGGCUGCCGAAGAGGCACCGUGACGUCAUGUUGGAGCAGAAGAGAUAAGACAGAGGAAGGGUACUCUGUUUCCUGGUGUACGAUCGCGGAGCUAGAAUUACUCGCGCGUCCCAUCGGUUUCGCGUAUCUCGAAGAUGUCGUACGCGUAUCUGUUCAAGUAUAUCAUUAUCGGGGACACAGGAGUUGGAAAGUCCUGUCUCCUUCUGCAAUUUACGGACAAGAGAUUUCAGCCAGUCCAUGACUUGACAAUAGGAGUCGAGUUUGGAGCUCGCAUGAUUACCAUUGAUAGCAAGCAAAUUAAAUUGCAGAUUUGGGAUACUGCAGGUCAAGAGGCAUUUCGUUCUAUAACAAGGUCAUAUUAUCGAGGAGCAGCUGGAGCUCUAUUGGUGUAUGACAUUACACGUAGGGAAACCUUUAACCAUCUUACAACAUGGUUGGAAGAUGCAAGGCAACAUUCAAAUUCCAAUAUGGUUAUCAUGUUAAUUGGCAACAAAAGUGAUUUGGAUAGUCGAAGAGAAGUGAGGAGAGAGGAAGGUGAAGCUUUUGCACGAGAACAUGGUCUUGUCUUUAUGGAGACUAGUGCUAAGACUGCAGCCAAUGUAGAAGAAGCAUUCAUCAAUACUGCUAAAGAAAUAUAUGAAAAGAUACAGGAGGGAGUCUUUGAUAUCAAUAAUGAGGCAAAUGGUAUUAAGAUUGGACCACAACAUUCGCCAACAAGUCCUGGAGGUUUAGCAGGAACUGGUGGACAAGGUAGUGCGCAAGGUGGUGGGUGCUGCUAGGGGCUGGGGCUUAUCUGUCCACCGCUUCAUCCUUCUCCGAUCUGAAUUGACCUGAACUCCUGAUCUUUAUUUUAAUCUGAACACUUUGUACAAUUUAAUUCUGCGCAUGCCGUGUCAUGAGGUAACAAACGAUAAUUGAUGUAUUUAUUAGUUGAAAUUAUCUUAUACACGUAAUAAAUAGAUAGGAUUAUUGUAAGACGAAAAUGUUAUAAUCACUAAAAUCAUGAAGCAUAAAUAAAGUCUUUAUUUACAAA